Molecule: messenger RNA, 1867 nt
Organism: Durio zibethinus
Lineage: Eukaryota; Viridiplantae; Streptophyta; Magnoliopsida; Malvales; Malvaceae
Source: RefSeq, a predicted model, not a curated record
AAAAAAUGCCUUCUUUGAAAAGUAGUCUUUAUUAUGUUGCAUUCAUUGAUGAUUUCACCCGUAUGUGUUGGAUCUUCUUUUUAAAGUACAAGUCAGAGGUGGCUCAAGUCUUCUGGAACUUUAAAGCCAGAGUUGAGAAUGAGAGUGGUUGUAGAAUUCAAACUCUCAGAUCAAACAAUGGCAAAGAGUACACCUCUGAAGCAUUCACUCAUUUUUAUGAAGAGGCAGGCAUCCAACAUCAAUUAACCGCUCCAUACACUCCACAACAAAAUAGAGUAAGUGAGAGACAGAAUAUAUUCAUAUUGGAGAUGACACGAUGUAUGCUACAUGAGAAGAACCUGUCAAAGCAAUUUUGGGCUGAAACAGUAAAUACUAUUUUUUUUUGCAAAACAGGCUUCCCACAAGAGCAGUGAAGGAUCAAACACCCUUUGAGGCAUGGUAUGGUUAUAAACCAUCUCUGAAUUUCCUUAAAAUAUUUAGAUGUUUGUGCUUCACUUAUGUUCCAUAGACCAAAAAAGAUAAAUUAGAUAAAAGAGCACUUCCAGGCAUCUUCAUUGGCUACAGCUCAGUUGUAAAAGCUUAUAAAGUUUUUCAGCCACAAACUGGAAAAAUUAUUAUAAGGAGGGAUGUGCACUUUAUGAAAGAUGAAGAGUGAAACUAGGAUGAUGCAAAAAAGAUGGAUCUAACCUUAAAAGAGCACAAGCUCAAGUUUCCUAGCAUUGGAGAUUGAGAGAAUGAAAUGGUGGAUGACAGUCCUAUCAGAGGUACAAGACUACUUUAUGAUGUUUAUCAAAGAUGCAAUAUUGCUGUGUGUGAACCUACAAAUUAUGAAGAGGCCAAGACGGAUCAAAAUUAGAUUGCUACAAUGAAGGAGGAGCUAUUCAUGAUUGAAAGGAAUGAAACAUGGGAGUUGGUUGAUCGACCCCAAAACAGAAAAGUAAUUGGAGUCAAAUGGGUAUACAAAACCAAGCUUAAUGCUGAUGGCUCAAUCAACAAGUAUAAAGCUAGACUCGUGGUCAAAGGAUAUGUUCAAAUACUCGGUGUGGACUAUUUAGAUACCUUCGCACCAGUCGCUAGACUCGACACUAUCAGGCUUUUACUUGUCGUUGCAGCACAAAAGAAUUGGAAAGUGCACCAAUUAGAUGUCAAGUCAGCAUUCUUGAAUGGUUUUCUGUAGGAGGAGAUUUAUGUAGAACAACCAGAAGGCUAUGUCAAUGAAGGAGAAGAAGACAAGGUUUAUCUUCUUAAAAAGGCACUUUAUGGAUUGAAGCAAGCUCCAAGAGCUUGGUACAGCAAGAUUGAUGAACAUUUACAGAACUUGGGAUUUGUCAAAAGCUUAUCUGAAUCAACAUUAUAUGUCAAGCACAAUGGAGCUGACAUUCUUAUCAUCUCACUAUAUGUGGAUGACUUACUUGUGACAGGAAACAACACAAGUAUUAUGAAAAAGUUUAAGCAAGAGAUGAUGGAGUUUUUUGAAAUGACAGAUCUUGGAUUAAUGAACUUUUUUCUUGGAAUGGAAAUCAAACAGAAUGAACAUGAAGUCUUCAUUUGUCAGAAGAAAUAUGCCAAAGAGAUUCUGAAAAAGUUUAAACUUGAAGAAUGUAAAGAAAUGAAGACACCAAUGAACUCAAAAGAAAAGCUCUGUAAAGAAGAUGGAACAGAGAAGAUUGAUCAGGCAUAUUUCAGAAGCCUGAUUGGUUGCUUAAUGUUUCUCACAGCAACUCGGCCUGACAUUUUGAAUGCUGUAAGCAUUUUGUCUCGGUUUAUGCAUUAUGCAAGUGAAUGGCAUCUCAAGGCUGCAAAGAGGGUGCUUAGAUAUGUGAAAGGCACAAGUGAUUUUGGCAUUAAAUACACAAAGAGCAAAUAG